UCGGACCGAGACACCUGCAGACAGAUGUGUGAGGACGGCAGAAUGGUACGUGGUUUCUCCGAAGAUGCAGCAAGUCUGACCGGAACUCUGUCAACAUGUGAGGAAAACUUUCCAACAGCUCUGCCCAUGCUGCUGGAUGUGGUCAGGGGACCUGAGCGUCUUCCUGCAGACGAGGAGUCACAGGAAAUGCUGAGAGGGAAAUUGCGCAUUCUGCAAGCUGAUGGCGCCGAGGUCAAUGGUCUAUUCACGGAGUUGUCCACUCAUCUCAUCUCCAUCAACAGUGAAGAAAAAGUUAUUGUCGUGACGUUCAAAACAUUUGAAGAAAUAUGGAAGUUCACCACAUAUUACACGAUAGGUGUCCUGGGUCAGUGUAUGGAGAAUCUGUUGUUUGAUCAGAAGUUUUGGCUUAGUUCUUUGGAGGAUGACGUCUCUAUCAGCGUUUCCAUUCAGGAGGACACUCUUAACCUUAUCUACAAAGGCAUCCUCAUGCAGGAAGGUUCAUUAUUUGCUAGUUGUAUUACCAACCAGAUGUUUGACAGCUCCACCUCUGGAAGUGACCUAUACCUGGAGCAGGGAGACAUAGCCCAGUUUGAGCCUCCUUUCCUGGGCUCUGGGUGGACUGUCCUCUGCCUGGCUGAUGGAGCCCGUGGCACUGCACCCAAACCUGCUCUCGAGCCAGUCACCCCUUUUCAUCAAUGGUUCCUCAAAUCUGCUGCAGAGAGCAUUUUAGUUGGUGAUGGGAAGCCUGCGUGUGACUUUCCUCUGCAGUUUGCCAGAGGAACCUGUCUGGCCACAAUGGCGUAUGAUGCUGAGGGCCCAGAUGAGCUGAGCGUGGCACCCGCUGAUCGCAUCAUCAUUGUUGGACUUCUGGUGUCUUGUUUUGAUUGGUUCACUGGGAGGAAGGAGUCCACAGGAGAAAUCGGUCUAGUCAAGACAAGCGUGGUGAAAGCAUCUGCUGACAUUUACAACUCAGCAGAUAUUUUGUUGGAUGGAGAGGAGGGGGCGUUCUUCAGUCUGCAAGAGGACAAAGUCAUAGAGGAAACCAGAGCAUUACUGAAGAAGAAAUUUCAAAAUGAUACUGGUCACAACUACAAACUGGAUGUGAUCAGUCACCACUUUGAAAAGAAAACAUUACUCAACUCUUCAAGCGAAGUUGAUACUCAGCAGUCUGACCUGAAGAGAGGCAUUCAGAGGAUUCUUAAUCAAAGAAAAGACUCACACUCAGACUCCAUUCUGACCAUGAACGGGACUGUAGAGGACUCGGUCCUGGCUACAGAGGCAAAAAAUCCAAACCCUCCCUGUUUCAUGGUUCACCCAGUUAUAGAAGGAAACAACAACACUGAGAACUUCAUUCCCCUCUUCUCAUUUUUAGAGGGACAAGACUACAAAGAGCUUGGCGUCCUGUAUGGACUGACUUCUGAAAGCCUUGUCUCUUCUACCUUCACUGGUCACUCGGAUGUGGAUGAGCUUGUUGCUUUCCUUGGUGUUGCUAGGGAAACAGCCAAGAAGAUGCGACUCUUCUGGUCACAGACUCGUUUGUGCUUUCUUCUGGGUAGGCUUUGCGCUGGGAAGUCAAAAUUCAGCCAGGCACGGGUUUACUUUGAGGAAGCCCUCAGUGUGCCACGAGAAGGCUUCAUGGACCUCAGGCUGCUGGCCAGCAUCUACUCCAACCUGGCUGCCAUAUAUCUUUUGCAGAAAAACAUUCAGAGUUUCUUUGCUCUGACAGAGCGACUUGCUGCCUUGCUAUUGGGAAGCCCAGACUGCCUGGAAUGCUUAGAGAACAACUCUGCUCUUAAAUACAUCCUGAAGAAAGCUGUGCUCUCUCACAACAAAGUGGCUGAAGCCCGGGCUUGUCACCUAUUGGCGAAGUACCAUUGGACUCGUACUGAGGGGGUUCAAGUUGUACCUUAUCUGGAGAGACUACUUGUUCUUUGUGCCGAAGCUCAAACAACGUGGAGCAUCUCUCCCAGUCACGGAUACCUGACCCUGGGAAGGCUCUACAGUGAACUCCAACUUCCCCACCUCAGUGUCAGUUCAGCCAGGAGAGCUUCUCUGCAGCCCUCUGCUACACUGACUGACUGCCUUAGCAGCAUGGUCCUAGCUUUGGACUGUGUCAACAGACGGUAUGAGAUCGCAGAAAAGGAAGCCUCCAUCCCACCUCAAAUGGCUCCGUAUUUACACCAAGCACUCUCUUCUAACAAAGUUAGAGGAGGAGGACAUGACCAACACCACGUUUUGAGCUGUCAACUUACUGUUUGUCUCUGCCAACUCUUUUACAAGCACGGGAUGGUUGGACACGCUAUCUGCCAUAUGCAUUCUCUCAUCAACAACGAUCCACCUUCACAGCAACUCCCCAUUUCUGUCCCAGAAAGAAACAGUGCCCUAAUCUGGCUGGCGUGGCUUCACAUUGACAACAAUCAGCCAGAUGUUGCUCUGGAGAUCCUGGACUCGGUCCUAGCUUCAAUGCCAGAACACUGCACUACCCCUCAGGAAGGUGUGGUCCUUAACAUGCGUGGUGUGGCACUUCGAUGCAUGGGUGACCUCCGGAGGGCAGCGGAGAGCUACCAGGCUGCUGUUGACAUCUGCCAAGAGUAUGAGGACAUGCCAAACUGGGCUGUGGCUCAGGCUAACCAAGGGCUGUUAUGUCUGAAGGCUGGAGCUAAAGGACUAGCGCAGAGACACCUGACUGAGGCUGUGCAGCUUUUCUCUGAGCUGGACGAAGAAGGUCAUGAGGCCGACUUUAUUACAGUGCUGCUGGAGCUGGGACAGCACUAUGUGAAGCAGCACCAGCUGGACAAUGGAAAAGGAUGCUACGAAUGGGCUCUUCUGCUUGCUAUGAAUGCCAAUCUGUUAGAUUGUCAGCUCACUGCAACCAGACACCUGUGCCAACUGUAUAGGCGCGAGAGUCCCGACCAGGCCCAGUGUAUCAUCUACAGUCAGCACCAGGUCCAGCUGCUGAAACGCACAGGAGACAGAGGACAGGAGGGAGAUGCUCUGGAAGCCAUCAGCCAGCUCUACCUCGCUCUGGGCACAGAAAGGGCACACCGGGUGGCUCUUGACUACACCAAAACCAGUUUGGCCAUUUUCAUCGACCUGGGCUGCAGGGAGAAGGAGGCGUCUGGCUGGCUGCAGGCUGGGAAGAUCUACCACCUGCUGGACCAGACUGAGCUCGUGGACCUUUAUGUUCAGGUAGCCCAGGAUGUGGCUCUGAAUACAGGAAACACCGCGUUCAUCUUGAAGCUUCUGGAAGCUGCAGGAGACAUUUUCUUCAACAGCUGCCAGGACCGAAAGAAGGCUAUCACUUUCUACAGGGACCUUGCUCUGCCUAUUGCGACGAAGAGCAACAGUCUUCAUUCCAGGCUGAGGUUGUGUAAUAAGCUGACUGAACUUAUGCUCAGUCUCAAGUUGUAUGUGGAAGCUGUGGAGUUUGCUCAGACUGCCCUGGACAUCAGCGUCACUCUCGGUGAGCACCUGAAUAAGCGAGUGGCUUACCACCGGCUGGCUUCUCUGUACCACCGUCUGGAGCAGUAUGAACUGGCAGAACACUAUUACCUUAAGACUCUGACUCUCUGUCCAACACCGCUUCUGUUUGAUGAGGAAGCACUGUACUAUGUCAGGGUGUAUCAGACACUGGGGGACAUCUUAUUCUAUGACCUGAAGGACCCAUUUGAUGCAGCAGGCUACUACCACCUGGCUCUGGCUGCAGCGAUGGAUCUGGGCAAUAAGAGGUCUCAGCUGCAGCUGUGCACCCGCCUUGCCACCAUCUACCACAACUUCCUAAUAGACCGGGAGCUGUCUCUCUUCUUUUACCAGAAGGCAAGAGGAUUUGCUGCAGAGCUGAACGUUAGGAGGAUAAAUAUCUCACCAGAUCAGCAUUAUAGCAGCAUGUCACAGUCCAAGUUCGCCAGACGAUAGGGAGUGCAAGAAAAACUUCUGAUUGAGUGUUUUUUUAGUACAGAAAAACAUGAUUCAUGAGAAGCCUGAUGAGCGCAUCAAAGAUCCCAAAGGAAAACCUAUUUUUUAAACUUUCUUUGGAAGAGAUAAUGAAGUUCAGAGUGCCCGAUAUGUCCGUUCUA
This is a messenger RNA of Chelmon rostratus (copperband butterflyfish), 4076 nucleotides long. Its product is annotated as SH3 domain and tetratricopeptide repeat-containing protein 1. Lineage: Eukaryota; Metazoa; Chordata; Actinopteri; Chaetodontiformes; Chaetodontidae. The record is from RefSeq and is a predicted model, not a curated record. Gene Ontology annotation, molecular function: protein binding. The coding region runs from base 25 to 3915 and encodes 1296 amino acids. The transcript is spliced from 19 exons.